Messenger RNA from Lachancea nothofagi CBS 11611, 921 nucleotides. Lineage: Eukaryota; Fungi; Ascomycota; Saccharomycetes; Saccharomycetales; Saccharomycetaceae. The record is from the annotation of a GenBank genome assembly.
AUGAGUUUGUGGGGCAGAAUUCUAUACCACUCAAGAUCACUGUUAGGCGUCGCCUUGUUGAGCACAUGCGCCCUGUAUGGAGUCAUCGCGUCGAUCGUGCUAACGUGUAUUGGAAAACGCCAUCUUGCACAGUGGACGACUGCAAGAUCCUUCUACUAUGUGAUGGGUACAUUUUUGGGCAUUGACAUCGAGGUGAUCAACCCGGAAAACCUGGAAAAAUUACCUGCAAUUCUUGUGGCCAACCAUCAAUCAGCUCUAGACAUUUUGAUGCUGGGCAGGACAUUUCCUAAAGGCUGUACAGUGACGGCAAAAAGCUCUUUGAAAUGGGUUCCCUUCUUGGGCUGGUUCAUGAGUUUGAGCGGAACGCUAUUCCUAGAGCGCGGAAACCGCAAAAAAAGUGUUGAAACAUUAUCUAAGGCGCUCGACAACAUGAAGACCAAAAAACGUGCUAUUUGGGUUUUCCCAGAGGGCACCAGAUCCCAUUCCACCAAACCAUGUAUGCUACCUUUCAAAAAGGGUGCCUUCCACUUGGCGCAACAAGGAAAGAUCCCGAUCAUUCCAAUUGUGGUAUCAAACACAAGCACCAUCAUGAACUCCAAAUAUAAGGUGUUUAACCGUGGUGUUAUUACUGUUAAGGUGUUGGAUCCAAUCCCUACUGCUGACCUGAAGAAAGAAGAAGUAACUGCCUUCACUGAAAGGGUCAAGGAACUCAUGGAAAGGGAACUAGAACUUUUGGGCUACUCUGAAGCUAUUGUUGACACGGAUUUACCGCCAGAGGCCAAGGCAGCCGUGGAAGUCACUACAACCGAAGAAAUCGAUGCUUCUGUAGAAGAUCAAGAUGUCUCCUCCAAGGAUACAGUUGAGGAGGCAGUGGAGAUCAUUGAAGAACAAGAAAGUGCAGAAAAUCCAUCGCAGUCUUAA